AUGAUGAUGAUAUAUUCCACAGCUCAGUACAUGCAGAUGUAUUGGAACCAGAAGGAAGAAUGUGAUAAGUUACCAACAUAUGGUGGAAAAAAAGACCAAGUUUCUGGGAGGGGGACAAGUGGUUUAGGGAUUGUUGUUGGAAAUACUGUAACUACUACAGGAAAUGGUGCUAGGAUGGGUACAAGUGCUGAUAGGAAGGGAAAAAGUGCUUUUGAUAAGGCCAAUGGUGUUGGGAGUGACACUGGUGCUGGCAAGGCCAAUGUUGCAGGAAGGAGCAAUGGGGCUAGAAAUGGUGCAGUGGGUAGAGGAAUAGGAGGAAGAGUAACACUUUCCGAUGUGUUAGAUAAAAUCAAAGCAAGAAAUUGGAAAGAUUAG
Messenger RNA from Ilex paraguariensis (yerba mate), 375 nucleotides. The record is from the annotation of a GenBank genome assembly. Lineage: Eukaryota; Viridiplantae; Streptophyta; Magnoliopsida; Aquifoliales; Aquifoliaceae.